AAUGUCACAAUACGGUAAAGCAGAAUAUUGGGAAGAAAGAUAUACAAGGUAUUUAUAUUUGAUAUGAGAAUAUAGAGAUCCUGAACCAUUUGAUUGGUAUCAAAGAUUUGCAGGGAUCAAAGAUCUUGUUUAAGCUUGUUUCACUCCUGAAAGUAAACUAUUAAAUGUUGGGGCAGGGAAUUCAAGUAAAGAAUAUAUUUAGAGAUAAUUUUAGGGUUGAGUGAAGAAAUGUUCGAUGAAGGUUAUUAGAACAUUACAAAUAUUGAUAUUUCUCAUGUUGUUACAAAAGCAAUGUAAGAGAAGUACAAGGAUAAAGGACCAAAUUUUAAAUGUACAAAUUGAUUAAAUGUAGAUCUUCAUAUGGAUGCAAGAGCAAUGGAAUUUGAAGAUGGAUCAUUCGAUGGCGCAAUUGAUAAAGGAACUCUUGAUGCUAUUUUGGUAAAAGUUAUAAUUUACUUAAGUGUGGAGAAUCAUCAUCAUCCAAUGCUUAAAAAGUUAUUUAAGAAGUUCAUAGAGUUUUAGGACCAAAAGGAGUAUAUUUUGCAAUUUCUUAUGGUCUACCUGAACACAGACUUUAAUAUUUGGAAAAGCCAGAAUAUGAUUGGUAUUAUUUAAAUGAAUACAAUUAAAUUAGGAAUGUAAUAGUUAAAUAGGUUCAUAAACCAACAAUUUCAACUUCUAUUGCAAUUACUAAUGAAGAUAAAGAUGCACCGAAUGUUCAUUAUAUCUAUAUAUGCACUAAAGUAAAUUGAAAUUAUUAUGAUUUUAGGGAUAAUAAAAAGGAGUUAAAUAAUGAA
Paramecium pentaurelia is the source of this 797-nucleotide messenger RNA. NCBI's taxonomy places the organism in Eukaryota, Ciliophora, Oligohymenophorea, Peniculida, Parameciidae. The record is from the annotation of a GenBank genome assembly.